Messenger RNA from Guyanagaster necrorhizus, 2569 nucleotides. Its product is annotated as WD40 repeat-like protein. Lineage: Eukaryota; Fungi; Basidiomycota; Agaricomycetes; Agaricales; Physalacriaceae. The transcript is spliced from 9 exons. The record is from RefSeq and is a predicted model, not a curated record. The coding region runs from base 267 to 2126 and encodes 619 amino acids. Gene Ontology annotation, molecular function: protein binding.
GUUCUGUGAUGAGACCCCGUUUGAAGGGGAAGAAUAUAGACUUUCUGGAGCUUACCAAUGAAGAAGAAAUAGAAGAUUUGUAGAUGUUACCCCGAUAGUUUUAAAGGUGCUGUUCCAAGUCCAAACUAGGAAUGCUGUUUGAAUUUGCAAUUUGAUCGGAACUCGCGUGGACAUAAAGUCUGGAAGUGCCUCAUCACGACCAACAUCUCUUGCCUGGUACUGGUCACUGCAACACUUCUUGAUUCAAGUACUCGCGACGAACAUCCAUGCACGAUGAAGGAUACACCGACGAGGAUAGCUGGCAGUCAACUGCCGCCCCACUUUCCAAAGAUGCCGAAUCACUGUUGUCAGGGAUGUCGAUGAACUCCGUGCAAGAGUGCGAAGAGCUGGCAUAUCGACUAUUGGCGUCUUUGCCGAGGUCUCGUCUCGCCACCAUCCAAAGGCGGCUGGCCCCAUUAUUGCAGUUUGAUGUAGUCGGUUCUCUACCCACAGAAGUAUCUCUGCAGAUAUUCUCACAUCUAUCUGCGGAAGCCCUCUUAGCCUGUGCUUUGGUCUGUCGACGGUGGCAAACAUUGGCCAAUGACCAGUCUCUAUGGAAGAAUCUGUGUUUAUCCCGUGGAUGGCAGUGGCGACAACCACGGAGAACUCGCGCUUUUGAUACUUCCAAAGGUUCUGAGGCAUGGCAGGACUCUGAUGACGAGGGCAUGGGCGACUCGGACGAGGAAGCCGAUGAAGACGAAGUGGCAGAUUCGUUGAUGUCAGAUGUAGAAACAGCUCGUGUGGAAUCAUCAGUGAUGCAUUCAGAGCAGGAUUCUGGAUUUGCCUCCAUGUCUUUCGGUGGUAACGCCCUUCCAUUUGAAGUCUCCACGAACGGUAAAAGCGAGAGUGUGUAUCCCCGGGCCGGCGAAAGCUCUUCUGCAAAGUCUCGCAUCCCCUUUCGCCACUCCGCGCCGCCUGUCCUAAAUGCACUUGGGCCGUCCUUGUUUCUAAAAGCCGACUACAAACUCCUCCACCAAACUCACGUUCGGCUUCACAAUCGUGUUUUAUCCCCGUCCUACCGACUCUCUGCACUGCAAACGCGCGGGGCACCUGCGAAUUCUCACACGAACACUAUCUACUGUUUACAACUCUACACUUAUCCUUCCACCGGCGUCCAAGUUCUGUUUACCGGGUCUCGGGAUAAGACUGUUCGAGAAUGGAAUUUAUCAACUGGUUUGGUAGAAAGAGUCAUUGGCGAGGUUCAUUCGAGUUCUGUGCUCAGUAUCUGCGUAUAUAAUGGCCUCCUUGCCAGUGCUGGUAGCGAUCGCAGGGUGGUCGUGUGGGAUCUGGAGAAGAACGAGCUAGUCAAGGUGAUCUCUGACCAUGAAGACAGUGUGUUGUGUGUACGCUUCGACGAUGAACGGCUAGUUUCCUGUUCCAAAGACCGUUACGUGAGGACUUAUAGCUUCCCGGACCUUGAACCAGAAUUCAGACUCGGUGCCCAUCGAGCUGCAGUUAAUGCAGUUUCCAUUUCUCAGACACUUAUCGUCUCCGGGUCUGGAGAUCGGUCCGUACGACUCUGGGAUACGAAAACAGGCAGCCUUUUACGGACGUUUGAAAAUCACCACACCCGAGGGAUUGCUUCAAUCGACUCCAAACUGCCGUAUGUAUUGUCGGGUUCUUCGGAUAAACAUCUUCGUCUCUUCGAUAUCACGACCUUGCAAGGGUGGUCUACGUCGCCUGAUGUCUCGUUGGAAGGAAAUGCCCCAGCGACUAAUACGCCAUUGACAACGUCAUUUCCUCUACAGAACGGUCAAGUCGGAACUCAUGUUUGCAGGAGCUGUGGGAGCACGAAUGUUCAGCCAGCGGCGACUUCGUCUCAUGCAGAGACAAGAUGCAUGCAUGGUGACUUGGUGAGGAGCGUGGCCUUGGGGGAUAACUUUGUAAUGAGUGGAAGUUAUGACUUGACUAUCAAGGUUUGGGACCGUAAGACCGGUGCCCUGGUGGCUGAUCUCAGCGGAGGACAUACUGGACGAAUAUUCUGCAUCGGUUUCGACUGCACGAAGAUCGUUUCCUGCGGUGAAGAUCAGCGUAUUUGCAUAUGGGACUUUUCGCAUGGCAUAGAUACGAGUUUUAUACAGCUUUAAAUAACGGACGUGAAUUUAUGUAGGGGUAGGAAUAUACUGACGCUUGUGUAGACGCUCAGCAACAUGGAACCUGACGAGAUGUCAAUGCGCAUCAUGUAAAUUUUCGAAACAUCAGUUGAAUCGUCCAAGCCUCACAGAUCGAUAAUGCUAGAAGUGUGGCCAAGGGCUUAACACAUAGCGGCAAUAGUACAACCAAUUGGCUCCAGGUCCUAUGAUACACGUUCUUCAAUUCUUCUUUUCCUCGGCAUCCACGUCCCUCUUCUUGAUGGUUACGAAACCCGGUUGACCCGCGGGAGCUGCCUCGAUUACGCCAGGAACUUUAUGUUUAGUUUCGGGACUGAGUUCUCUCCUCAAUUCGCGAGUGAGUUCGAGGUCAUGGGACAAGAAUCCAUGACCGGCGACAGGUCCGUAAUACGAAGUUCCGGCAAGUGAACCGAUGAUGC